Podarcis lilfordi (Lilford's wall lizard) is the source of this 18443-nucleotide messenger RNA. NCBI's taxonomy places the organism in Eukaryota, Metazoa, Chordata, Lepidosauria, Squamata, Lacertidae. The record is from the annotation of a GenBank genome assembly.
GACCCUCAGAACGGCUGUGUGGGAAGUUUGUGUCUCUCAGAUAGAGUGAAGCGCUGCUCUGCAAAGUGUUUGGAGCCAAUGUGAAUGCAAAGAAACUGAUAAAUACAGAAAAGGCUCUCUGUGCUCCAGAUGCACCCCAAAGGGGAACUAUAAGAAAACAGCUCCUUGGAACUAGGCACUGUAAGUAUUUUAAUGUCUUUUGUAAAUGCCUUAGGAUUGUCUGGUCUUGACAUACGACUAUACUUGGGAGAUGUGAUGAUUAUGUCAAGUUUGGUGUUUGAUUUUCUAAAUGCAGUGCUAAUUAUAAUGAAAUAUGCACCUGAACAGUUAAUUUUAGUUUCUAACGCUUUAUUUUCGAUAUGUUCUUUCCCCCUCCCACCACCAUAAUGCUUUAUUUUCUUGGUCUAAAGUGCUGUGUCAUUUACUGUAUAUAUUAGUCUACAAGCAGGACGUUUAACUGUCUGUAAUGAGAGCAGAGCCUAUUUUGUUUUAGCAUGCACAGGUUGUUGGCACAUACUAGAUUUAUACCUACUAGAGGAUAUUACCUGCACAGUGCAUUUGAAUCAUUUUAAUAGUUCAAUAAAAUUUUCAUUUUACAUGAGAAUUGGAUUUUGCAACUUAGCUAAUGUGUGAUGAAUUUUGAAAUUAUGAAGUUUUAGUAUUAGUAUUUUAAGAAUGAGAUAUUUGGCAGUUAUAUUUGUCAUCUAAAAUGGACAGGUGCUUAUUGGGUUUUAACGAAAUGAAAUUACGGUAACAUUCUGAAAAAAAAGUGUUUGGUCAGGCAUGCAGUCUAGCCCCAUUGGAAGUAGCUUGGUCUUUAAUAAAGAGUAUAGUCAGGGACUAAAUUAUUACAUUUGCUAAGACUUCCCCCAAGGACUCUUCCCCCAAAGAUCAUCCUGUCAGCUGGGAAAUGUUAUUACCUGCUAAUUGCUGCUGAUCACUAAAUUUACAGCGGCAAUUUGAAAAGUUGCCCCCUAGGUUCAUUUGCUCUGCAAAAACCUGCCAUGCACUAGUUUCUGAAGAAGUGAGUUACCACACCAUAAUAAUUUCCUUUUUAUUAAAUACACUGGAAGGAAAACUAGUGCAUUUUAAAGAAAACUAACAUUAAAAAAAAAAUUGCACCACAAUAGCUCUUUCACCCAUCAUGAACCUAAUAGUCCAUUGGCUAGGAGUAGUCAACAGAGAUGUAAGUAUAGUUGCCAUGUGGAUUGUGGGUGCCAGGCAUGCUCAGUCAGCAUUAUUGUCACAAGUAAAAAAGAACGGCAACCUGAAAGUACAAUUAGAUCAUAUAAAAUGAGUGUAUCAAUGUAUUUAGUAUAGAACUAGUGGAGACAAUGGGAGAUAUUCAGCUCUCUCAUUCCAUCAGCACAAGGAUUUAUGCUUGUGCAACUGAAAAUUCCGCCACCCUCUCCUUUCCCUGCACCUCCCUCAAGUCUACUCUGGAAAGCUGGUGAACCCCCAGGACAGAUUUAAGGGGCCCACAAAGAAAGAAGUUCCUUUGUACAAGUAGAAAUCCAUGUGCUGUUGGAAUGAGGGAAUUAGUGUUACACUGAAUUGAAAAGGUAACUGACAAAAUUUUACAAAAUCCUUCGUUACUGUGAAUGCAUCUCAGAAUGCAUUGUGGUUGUAGAUGCCAAUAAUAUAGAGAUUUGUUAAGAGUUGGAUCUCCGAUCACAGGCACAUUUACUUGGAAGCCCAAUGAGGAUCAUUUCAAACAUGGCAAAAUAGUACACUGGUGCCUCGCAAGACGAAAUUAAUUCGUUCCGCGAGUUUUUUCGUCUAGCGAAUUUUUCGUCUUGCGAAGCACAAAAUCCCAUAGGAAUGCAUUGAAAUUCAAUUAAUGCGUUCCUAUGGUCAAAAAAAGUCCAAACAAAGCCAAAUUUGGUACAACAAGAGUUUAUUAAGUGCUCUUUAAAGUCACACAUACUGUAAAGAGCAUUUCAAAAAUUGAAGGAACAAUAAAUUAAGUUUCUAAACAUGACAGAAAAACAUUUAAAAAUCAACAAAGUGUACAGUACAUUUUCUAAGACUCUGGGGGACAACUCGAAGAAGGUUCCUCUUCCACUCUUUGCUUCUUGCUGAAGAACCCCCUCCUCAACUGUUCCCCCAGCCACCCACCACACAGAAAUUCAAAUCCAGAAUUUUUUUUAAAAGACAGCAGAGUGUCCCAAUGGUAACAGAAAAUCAUAAAAAUGCAGAAAAAACCACACAAGCUUCCAGAUUCUUGCAAACCCCUCCUCAACUGUUCCCCCAGCCACCCACCACACAGAAAUUCAAAUCCAGAAUUUUUAAAAAAAAACAGCAGAGUGGCCCAAUGGUCACAGAAAAUCAUAAAAAUGCAGGAAAAAAACACACAAGCUUCCAGAUUCUUGCAAACCCCUCCCCAACACCAAGUCUUUGAAUUCCAAACACCCCAACCCAAAAUCCAAAAACCCCCAAAAAGUUUUAAAAGUUUAACUUACCAAAUGGCUGCAAAAGAAGUUUUGGAAAAGCUUCAAAAAUCACCAAAGUCUUCAAAACCCUCAAAAAAGGCUACCACACCGCGUUCUAUGAGUUGCUCCUCGAAGUCAAGUCACAACUGUAUUAACGGUGUUAAGAAAAAGGAAACAAACUUGCAAGACGUUUUCGUCUUGCGAAGCAAGCCCAUAAGGAAAUUCGUCUUGCGAAGCAGCUCAAAAAACGCAAAACCCUUUCGUCUAGUGAGUUUUUCGUCUUGCGAGGCAUUCGUCUUGCGGGGCACCACUGUACAAUAUUAUCCAUAUGUUAUGUGAUGAUAACACACAAAUGUAUUUUGAUGUUUCUGUAUACACACUAGUAGGCCACAAUUGGCAUUGUUUCCCACCACUGUACACAAAAAAAAGGUCUAUGUGAUUGCCACACAUGAUGAUCAAUGCACAGGAUUUAUUCAAUUUCCUAGAGGUAUUUACUUGCAUAAAUUGAGUCUUGUUUGCAGUGGGGGGAAAAACAAAACAAAAACCCUUAACCGUUCCAUUUGAUAUUUCUGUUGUGGUAUUUUCUGUUAAGAAAAAAACAACCUUAGCUGGAAGCUUAAACUACCGGCACACUUUGAUUUAUGGUUCCAGGCUUUUGAAAGUAUGAAAGAUUUCUCUGAACGAUUAAGUAUUUGAAUUAUAGCUUGAUCUCUCUUCUGAUAGCAGCAAAAGGUAACAAAAGAUAAUGUACGCAAAAGCAUGCAUUAGUUAGUUAACACUGGCCCACCCAUGAUUUAGAGUUUCAGUAUGUGGAGCGGAAGAAAAGGUUAGGACAGGAUCCAAAUCAAGGUUAAAAUCUACUGCCUAAAUCUAGUUGCCCUGCAACCUCAUAUUCUUUCCCAGGAUAUGAGUGCACUUCAGAAAUGUGAGAAGACUUUCAGCUUGAAUUCCUAAAAUUCUCCCUGGUGAAGAAAUUUCCCUUUUGACAUAACUGUCAAAAUAUUUACGAUAGAUGUUAAUAUACUGUCGGUUCAAACAUUCUGAAGUACUCCCUGGAGGGUGUCCUGCAAGACCUAUGCUCUAUAUGCUGUAAUAGAGCAAGCACUGCAUAUUUUUUGCCAUUAAUAAUACGCUAGCAGCUGAGCAGUGUCUUUGUUAGAACUGGUAUUUUCUCCAAAGGGAUUCCACUGUUAUUUUGUGGCCAUGUGGUUAGAUUUUACCUUUGAACACAUAUUAGUAUUAACACUUGUAUAGGAUUUCAUUUUACUUUUUUUUUGCACUAUGGGUGUGAAUUUGUUAUUUCCCUGGAAUCAGGGAUAGGUGAGGGAUAUGUCCUGUUGCACUCUGUAAAGUUCCUUACACAUUCCUGGUGUAGUAGUAGUAGUAGUAGUAGUAAUUUGCACUGUGACAGACCAAAUCCUACUUACAUUUACUCAGAUAUAAGUUCUACUGGCCUGGGUCCAGAAUAAUUGUUUCAGAAACAGAAAAAUCAACCAGCAUUCCAUGGCAGUUGAGCAUACCCAGCCAUUACUGGGCUGUUUUUGGAGUUCUAUGACAGGGGGUGAAGGGGCCCUAAUUUUUUUUUGUACUCUUGUACCAAAUCUGAUUAUACUUCCCUUUUGUGAAUGGAAUGGACAACGUCAUUUUGGCAGUAUAUGCAAUGUUACACUCCCCUGAAAACGGAAAAAUACAAGGAAUUAUAUCCAUUGUACAUUUGCACACAUUAAAUAUGCAACUAACCUGUGACACAGAAUGCAUGGGUUGACAACUGGCACUUAGCUAAUGCAGAACUAACUGUGCCAGUCUAGACACAGGUUUAGCUCAUUUACUCACAUUUUCAAUCUAAAUCAAAGGUGGGAAACCUAUUUCAGCCCAUUUUAGGCUGAAUUUCACAGAAGGGAAUUUCCAGGGGCUGCAUCAAGCAGUGAGCAGGGUCCAAGCCAAAAGUACCGUACGUGAGGCCAGAGACUCAUCUCACUCUAUUUCUUUCUCUAAUGCACUCCCUAUCAACCAAUUCCAUUUUUGCUCUUUCCAUUUUCUCCCUUUCACACCUCCAGCUGCCUCCUCUCCUACAAUUAGACUUUUUUUUUUUUUUAAAAGACACAGGCUAAAGUGGAGAUUUUUCAGUAGAUGUUUAUAGCUCUAAAAGUGUUCAGUGCUCACUUUAUUUCUGGGUUCAGAAAAUACUAUUGCAUUUUUUAAAAUUACCAAUGAUUUUCAUGAUACAUUUAAUCAUACAAAAAUAUAGUGCUAUUUAGCAUUCAAUAUAAUAUGUAUAUCAUAAUAUAUAAUCACACAGCAUGAUUCAGUACAUGCCUGUUAUGAAGAAUACACACUGUGGUUUGUGUGCAGCAAAGGCAGCAGUGGAAUCCUAGGCAGGAGAAUGAGGAAGGAUUUGUUUUUGUGACUGAAUUAGUUCCUUGCUAUCUCUUUUAUUUUUGUUCAGGAAUUGGUUAAAGGAAGAGCAGCAUUUCCCUCAAAGCAAUAUUCAAAACUAUGAUGUAACUUAAAUCAUACAAUGCUCCAUUUAAAGUGCGUAUUUGCUGAUUAAAACAUGUAGACUUUGUACAUGCUCAACUGAUCCCAUUGAUAACGGUUGCAUGAUUCAUCAAGGCACUUCUAUUUUGAACAAACAUUUACAAACAGAGAUAGCAAGUGGCAGCAUUCUUGUCAUACUAUGCAGUUUCACCUUUUCCUGCUCUAUGGUGGAAGGGGGGGUGGGAUGUCUGGAUGAGGAACAUCAGAAAAAUGUCUUUUUAGAAAUCUGUAAAUAAAAUUGAAAAGGCCAUGAGACAUUUUUUCUGCCCUUCCAGCAAUCCUUGCUGUACAAACCACAUUAAAACAAGAGGUCUGGAGACAAAGUAUUGGCUGAUCAGAGAAAUUCAACCCCCUCCCCCAAUUUUCUUUUUGCUUCUGCCUUUUGCUACAUCCUUAGAAUUGCCAGAACACAAUAGCAACAUAAUUUUGUAACACCGUAAUGGCUAGUAUAAGCUUUCAUGUGCCAAACGUACUUAGGCAGGUCCAUAAAUGGCAGAAUACAUUCAUCAGGAUCUAACCCAGAGAUGGCUAAACUCCAGUUCAGGUGCCUGAUCUAUGCCCCAAAAUAUUUUUCCUUCUCCGCUAAGACCCCAUUAAUUAGCACUGGCAAAACAUAAAAAUAAAAUAAAAAGGAAAGGAGAUACAGUGCUGGGCAGAGCAAAGCCCGAUGCCCUAAUGGGGAGGCAUAUUCCUGGUCACUACACAGAUCAAGUGGAGAAGGGGCAAUAACGCCACUCCUCAGUUUAUCUGCAUGAAUAGGCUGUGGAGGAGGGGCUGUGUGCCUGAGUGGUGGGGGGCAUACUCACUGCAUGCAGCCCCUGGAGGGCUGGCCAAGAGGGAAAGUGGCCUUUGGGAGGGAGGGAGGGAGGAAGGAAGGAAGGAAGGAAGGAAGGAAGGAAGGAAGGAAGGAAGCUGCCUGUUUUCCUCCUUUCCCUUUUGUAGCUUAUUUUAGCACUGCCAAGUUUCUCUGUCACUUCUCCCUUUUACUCAGUUCCAUCUUCUCCGAUAUUUUUCUUUAAUAACCCUUUGAAAGCUUCCUUAAGGUUCCUUUCUAAGUCCAUUCUGAACUGCACCUUCCUUUUAGCCUCCAUGCUUCUGAGCCUUCUGUCUCUAAGCUAUCUCUCAGCUUCCACACACACCAGACCUCUCCCAACUCUUCAGCCUACUUUUUUGUAAGGUUUAGUAGUUCCAAACUGACAACAUUGGCUUCCCUCACAGGAUCUUAACUGCAAACUCUUUAGUGUCCAGAGCAACAGAACAUUCUGAGCCUAAACAUCAGCUCAGUCAAUCAGUGUCAGAGGCUUCACUGCCAGAAGAGCAAUAGACAGAGAAAAUAGAUGGUGAAUAGAUGGUCUAGAAAGGGCCAAUUGCAACCUAACAUUUUAUAUUCAUUGAAGAAUACUUAUGAAGAAUCCAAGUGACUCCCUACACUGGAAUUCAAAAUCCUUAUAGAUACUAUCAAAAAGGAUUGGAAAGAUAGUCUCCUGUUCACAGUUUUUCUUGCAAAAAACCCCCACAUUUCCCACAUGAUUUCACAUCAGUAGUAUCAGCCUCUCACUGAGGAAAAACAAAAUUAUAUUAUCAGCACUAGCUCUCUAGUCUAGAUGGCCCUGUGUUCUUAUCUGUUUCCUUGGAGUUUUAUUGAACUGUUUUCAUUGGCUUUUUACUCUGGAAAGUGCUUCUCCCCAGAAAUAUGCUUUGUGAUUUUGCUUCAGGCACGCAUUGUACAAAUCACUGUAAGGCAUAACUUUCUUCCCUGUAAAUGUAUGAAAAUGGCAUUUAACCCAUUUCCAAAAAUGUAUUAAAUAUGUACAGAAGUUAUCCAGUUCAGUUCUUUAACAAGCACAUUAAUCCAUGGAAAUAUUUCAUUCUGCCUCCUUAGCAAAUGGGAAGAUCUCAUCUUGUUUAAUCUCAGAUACUAAUUUUGUUUUGCUUAAGUUUAAUGUUUAUUUUUUAUCUUUAAUAACUAAUCUAAUAAUAUAUACCAAAAACUCCAAACUUUUACUUGUGAUCUUUUCAGGAUAUAGACACUAUUUUGCAUCAUGUGCUAUUUGAACUCUCUGACAAGUCACCCAGCUCAGAAGGAGAGGUCUCUGGUAGAGAUUGUUGAGAAGUAGCAUGUUAUAUUUUUUUUUAUAGAUCACUGUUGGAGCCAAGGGAAGUGCUGGCAGGGAGGAUGAUCUUCCAUUGCUCAUUCCCAUUCUAGACAACUGAUCUCUUUAUCUGUCUUCUCUUAGUUUUUUACAUGUACUGCAUAUAAAUUAGCCAUUCUUACUACUUCUUUCUGGGCUUGCAGUAACUGGCAUGUUCUCAGGGUACAUAUGAAAGGAUGCAAAUGUUGAUGCUCCUCGGGCUUUGAAGGGAUGAUGGUGCUAGGGGUGAGCCUUUUUCAAUUUACUAGUGGAAGCCACUAGAUUCAUUAGGCUAGGGAUAAUUUUAGACAGAUCUUGCCACAUAGUUCUUAAGUUUUUAAAGGAGCUUCUACACAGUAUUGUUGUUAUAUAUAUUUUUUGCAAUUAUCCCAUUACUUUUCUUCAUUUCACCUGUCCCCCUCUCUCCUAAUGCAGUAGUGCUAGUAGUGCACAGCAGUGCUAAAAGCCCCAGGUGUGGAUGUUUUUGCACAAAUCUCAUGAGAUCUGAAAUUUCAGGUUCUCGUGAGACUUUUCAGCAAGAAUUGCAGAACCUUAUCCACCCACAUGGUCCACCCUCAGUCAGGCCAGAGAGGGCUUAAACUAUUGCACUCCCAGUGUUUUCAGUAAUGGCAGACAGAAACAAAAUGGUUGAGGUAUAAUCAGCCAAGGAACAAUUAGGAGAGAGAAGUAAUAUUGUAGAACAAACUUUCUACCUGAUAUUUCAAGCAAGGUAAACAAAUACUGAUCAUAAACCUUGCGUGGAAAUUAAAUACUCCUAUACUAGGAAGAUGUCAAAAAAGGGAAUAGAUUUGCAUAAAAUGUGCAUGUGCCAUUUAUAAACACAGAUGCAAAUUUAGACAAGAUUACUAUAAUUUAUUUUAAAAAUGUAUAUCACAGAAAUGGAGAAGGUUGUGCCCAGGUGAUCCAAAGGUUAACUAAGAUCAGUUAACUAAGUUGAUGGGCAAGAUGCUCUCCCACCUUAUGAAACUGAAUAGAAGGUAUCGUCAAACACAGAGAUGUCCUUAGGCUGCCCUUCAUAUAGGGUGCAGGUCCUCUUUUAGGUAGGACACAUGGCCACCCUACUUACCUGACACUAAAAAUACAGGCCUUGUAGAUCUUCAUUGAUUGCAAAGGAAAUAAUAAAUGUAGAAAAGUAAUUUCCCAGCAACUGCAUUCCUACUGAGAAAUAAUGACAUUCUGAGGCCGUCAGGAUCCAGGCUAAUAGCUGAAGUGAGAACUGAGAAUAUUUGAGGGUAAGUAUUAAUAGAAAUGUGGAUUCCCUUUAAAACAAGUAAGAUUAAUGGAACAGUAGAUUCAACAGAAUCAGAUCCUUAGUAACUUUGUAUUUGUACUAGCACAACAUAAUAUUUCUAUUUCUAUUGCACUCUGUAGAGUUUUUCUAACUAUUUCUCCUUUUCCUCCAAUAAAUUGUUUCAGGAAAUAAUCUUAUCCUUUGACAACAUCUUGACUCUUCAAUUUAAAGUAACUAGAAGCUUUUUGAAAGCAGGUAACAUUCCCAACUGAAUGAAGCAGUGGGAGCUAGAGCAGACUAUGGCAAAUACCUUUGUGACCAUACCUGAUGGGUACUGCCUUAGUGAUCCAAUCCAGUAUUAUGGUGAGUUAAGCAAAAGGCAAUUAUCCACAUGUCUCUCUGUGUAUGAACCGAAUUUCUACAGUUGUUAAAUAUAUGUUUGAUACAUGAAGGACAUUCAAAGCCAUCCAGUGUGCCAUUUCAGCAUUGAGGGGAUCAAAUACCGUAAUUCCCUCAGGUGACAUAAAGAUAUACAGUACAAGAUCCAAAAACCUACUCCAGUGUGGAUGCAUUGAAGUUCACUUAAGUAGUGAAUUUCAUUCUCAGAAGAUAUAUUCAAACAAUUUAAGACCAGUUGUGGCCCAGAGUGGCUUGGGAAACCCAGCCAGAUGGGUGGGGUAUAAGUAAUUAAAGUAUUAUUAUUAUUAUUGACAUUUUUUAAAAUUAACAGUAAACCCUCCAAUCAAGGAUAAUAUUGUCAGCAGAACUGUACACACAGGGUGCCCUUCUACAAACAAUUCUACUAUAUUCUAUAAUUUAGAGAUGUAAAAUCCUAAACUAAUCCACUGUUUUCUAUGUGAUUUUUCAAAAUAAUCUAGAUGCCUUCCCAGAACACAUCAGUUAUCCACUGCAAGAUCUUGACUUCCAAGCUGCUCCUUAUUGUCAGUAUUCAACCAUUCAGUUUCCUGCAGCAUUACAGACUCCAUCUCCCCAAACACAGUACAGCACAUACAACUUGGAUUCUCAAUACAGUGAUGGGCAAUACAUCAUCAGCAAUUGUGAACUCAGUAAGCCCACCUGCAUGGGUGCCCAGAAUAAUGGGGGAGGAUAUCUUGGACAGAAAAGACCCAGGCUUAGUCACUCUGCCUUGCGAAUAAAGGGACAGGAAGAGCUCUGUGUGGUUUGUGGGGACAAGGCUUCAGGAUAUCAUUACAACGCACUCACCUGUGAAGGCUGCAAAGGUAAUGGGGAAAUAAUUUUGUGAAUCAGAGAAUGUCCGCUGGUUAAAAUUGGGAAGAAAAGUCUAGUGCAAAGUUAAAGUUGGGGAGAAAGGUCUAGUGCAUAAGGCAGGGAUAGAGAACCUAUGGCCUUCCAUAUGUUGUUGGACUACAUUUCUGAUAGUAAGAUAGACACCCAGCUUUGAUACGGGCAGUAGCUCAGUAGCAGAGCAUCUGCUUUGCAUGAAGAAGGUCCCAAGUUCAAUCUCCAGCAUCCCGAAGUCAGCCUAGGAAUGUCCUGUAUUAGGCUUGCCAUACAUCAGGAAAAUAUCUUAUAUGUUCUGGUUAUGGGGUGUAAAAAUGGUGUUGGGGGGAAUUUUGCCGAAUCGGCAAAAUGUCAGGGAAAACCUGGAUGUAUGACAAUGUGAUGGAAAAAUCAGUGGAAACAGCUCCAAAAGCUGGUGUCAAUAUGGCAACUCUAUCCUGUAUGAAAUACUAGAGAAUAGCUGCCACCCAGCACAGGAUCAGAGGGACUACUGAUCUGACUCAGUAUAAGGAAACUGUCUAUGUUCAUAAGGACAAGCAGCAUGGGUUUCCAUGGGGAUAACCUGGACAGUAAAGUCCCAGGCUCUGACUUACAAAUGAAGGGCUAAGAAGAAGGAUGUUUUGGUGGAAUCUAGAUGCUAAUGGACUCCAACUCCCAUCAGCCUCAGCCAGCAUGGCCAAUGGCCAGGGGUGAUGAGAGUAGUCCAUUUAACUGAAAGUUAAAUCUUACUUCAACAAUGGUGACAGGACAGCAUCCUCUACUGCAUGCGAGGGCAACAGGCUGUCUUAUCAGCUGUAUCAUUUCUCAUUUUUAUGCUCACUUGUUCCAAAUGUGUAUGCUAGGAUUUUUUCGACGUAGCAUCACCAAAAACGCCAUCUACAGAUGCAAGAAUGGUGGCCACUGUGAAAUGGAUAUGUAUAUGAGGAGAAAGUGUCAGGAGUGUCGCCUAAAGAAAUGUAAAGCUGUGGGAAUGCUGGCUGAAUGUGAGUGCCCAAAUUACAACAAAAAAUUCUGACAUGCUGCUGAGUUAAGGAAUUUUCCUUUCCUGCAAUGUUUAAAGGCAACUAAUGGUAUUCCUUCCGAAGUUGUGUGUGUGCAUGUGGGGUGGGGGGAGUUCACUCAGAGAAUAGUUUCCUAGUCUUUAGAGUACAUCUGAUAUUUAAUUCCACCUCUGCUAGGUAUCAGUACUUAGAAACAUGUUUCUAAACUUGAUCUCAUGGUAUAAAGGUAUUUAACAACUCUGCUGAAGCUAACCAGGUCUGGGUGUAUGCACAGGGCUGGUUACAGUGGGACCUUCACAAAGUGUUCUCUACCUCUGAUAGCUUCCCUCCUAUAUGGGUGAACUCUAGAAGACUUACUUGGUGGCAGAAUUAUGUUUGAUAUGAGACAGCAGGCAGAUUCUAUUUAUUCACAUAGCUCCUGAGCCAUGCUACACAGAGGGCUUAAUUGAAAAUUAAAAAUGGUGGCUGCCAGACCUCAUAUUCUAGCACUGAUUAGAUUAAGAAGACUAGGGCUGUCAUCAGAAGUGGGGUUCUGUAUAGGAUCAGGCAGAAGUGGGUUGUUGGGGGUGCUAUACGAGCCCCAACAGGGGUUUGCUGUUGCUUACCAGGAGAGAAAGAGGGAUGAGGCAGUGGGCAUGGAGCAAAUGCACCAGUGGAGCCAAUCCAGUGCUCCCACUGGUGUGUUUGCACUUCACCAACCUCUCUGCAGCCUUACCCCUCAGGGUAAGCAAUACUGACCCACUUACUCUGAAGCUCGCAUAGAGGCUCCACCCCACCCAUCAAGAUGGUUCUGCAUAUUACUGAAUCGGGCUGCAUAUUACUGAACAAUGACUUAAAAAUCAAGUUGUGUGAAAAUAUUAAAAAUUAAUCAAUUAAUUAAAAACUUGGCAAGUUAUGUGUUCUUAGAAAGUGGAGCUGCUGUUCACCAAAGGGCCAUAGCACAGUGGUAGAGCAUGUGCUUUGCAUUCAAGCAGUCCCAGGUUCAAUCCCUGGCAUCUCUAAGUAAAACUGAACAAGACUUGUCUGAAACCCUGGAGUUUUGGUAUAAGGCAGCUUCCUAUCAUCUGAGGUGGUUUGCCUGCAACUGAUAAUCUCAUAAGUAACCAAUUUUAGGCUAUAAUCCUAACCCCUUCUCUGAGAGCAAACUCCACUGAAUUCAGUAGGACUUACUUUGGAGUAGUCAUGGCUAGGAAUAUACUGUUAAAUGUUCUGCAAGGGAACAUGCUUGAAAUCAAUGCCUUUCUGGAACUUGUUGUUUCCCCCUCUGGUUUACAUUUUUUACAGGUCUACUAACAGAAGUCCAGUGUAAAUCAAAACGCCUCAGAAAGAAGAGUAGCUUCCUUUGUAGCAUCAAAAUGGAAGUUGAGGGAGUGGACAACAAGCAUGUAUCCUCUACAACAAAACCUUUAAAAGUAGGGUAUUUUAAAAAUAAUUUUAAUUGUUGUAUUUUAACUGUUGUAUUUUGCUUUAAAGACAUGCACAUCUUUCUUUCUAAGGUGCAGGAGCGAAUGGAACUGACUCCUGGAGAACAUCAGCUCAUUGACCAUAUUUUGGCUGCCCAUCAAAAAUGCACAAUUCCCUUGGAGGAAGCAAAGAAGUUUGUAUGUGUUCAUAAACAGCAAUAUAGCAAAUGUGAUUUUGGCCUGGGGAAGCUUGGCUGCAGUAGUUCAUGUCUUGGUUACUUCCAGACUGGAUUACUGCAAUGUGCUCUAUGUGGGGCCUCCUUUGCACUUGAUCCAGAAGCUGCAGUUAGUGCAGAAGGCUGCAGCACAAUUGCUGAAAGAAGUGAGGCCUUGUCAGCAUACACUAGCAGUGCUCAAAGAUCUGCACUGGUUGCCAAUUUGCUACUGGGCCAAGUUCAAUGUGUUACUAUUAAUAUAUAAAGGCUGUAACAACUUAGGACCAGUUAACCUGUGAGAUCACCUUAUGCCAUAUAUGCACACUUGACUGCUUCUAUCUGUAGAACUAGCACUGUUACAGGUGCCACAUAAUACCUGUUCUGCAUUUGUAAAAAAAAUCAAUCUUUACGUGUGACAGCAGCUACAAUUUGGAACUCCCUGCCUAUUAACAUUAGGCAGGAACCUUCACUGUACACUUUUUGGUGCCUGUCGGCGGUUUGAAUCCCUGCGAUGGGGUGAGCUCCCGUUGCUCGGUCCCUGCUCCUGCCAACCUAGCAGUUCGAAAGCAUGUCAAAAUGCAAGUAGAUAAAUAGGUACCGCUACGGCGGGAAGGUAAACGGCGUUUCCGUGCGCUGCUCUGGUUCGCCAGAAGCGGCUUAGUCAUGCUGGCCACAUGACCCGGAAGCUGUACGCCGGCUCCCUCGGCCAAUAAAGCGAGAUGAGCGCCACAACCCCAGAGUCAGUCACAACUGGACCUAAUGGUCAGGGGUCUCUUUACCUUUAAGGACAUUUUUGUAUACCUACCCAGAUAUGUAGUAUGUUGUGUCUAUUUUUAGUUUAUUGCAUUAAAAAAUGUUUUAAACAUAUUUAAAUUGUUUUUACUGCCAAUUUCAUUGUUUGAUCUUUUUGUAAAGCACAUUGAAGUUUUUCACAAUCAAGCAGUGUAUAAAUUGUAUGAAUUAAAAAAAAAUAAUCUAACUUUCUAUUGGUUUAUCUUGCGAAUACAUUUUUUUUUAAUUAGUUGCAGGAAACUGCCAAUCCUGAAGAGAACUUCCUACAUCUUUCAGAAACAGCUAUGGUUCAUGUCCAGGUACUAGUGGAUUUUACAAAAAGACUUCCAGGUAAUGCAUUCCACAGGAAUUUUUCUUGGGGUGCUUCCAAUCUAUGCAUUUAGCAUGGAAUUGCCAUGCCACUCACAUUUUAUUGGGCUGGGUGUGUGAGCACAUAUCAUCAUCAUCCAUUUGCAACCCUUCUUCUUUUCCCAGUGCUUAUUCCAGUUUUUUUCUUCUCAGAAAGUUCACUGCUGUUGUUGAAAUAAUGGAAGGGUAGUGAUAUCUCCACAAAUGUGUAUACCUUAGUGCGGGAGAUGCAAUUAACAGAAAUCAAGUGAUAUACAAAUUUUACGAAUAAAUAAAUAUCAUGGCACAGGUGCCCCCACCAAUGCCUCCUAUGUUGCCCACAUAAGGUCUCUAUAUAUCCCCUCAAAAUCCAGAUUGCAAGACUGUUUUUCCUGUUCUGCUCCUGUUUACAUUGGUUCAGCCUCUCUUGCAUUGAACAUGCCCUUUCAGACAUGCCCACAUUUCACUGGAUAUCAACAUUUAACACCCACCCUUAUUUCUGUUCUGAACAGAGGAGAGCUGCAAAGAGCUUUUAUCUGUGACUGCAGAAAUGGAUGAUAUAAGUGCCUUUUCCCCAUUUAUGUGGCAAGGCUGAUAUCUGUAACCUUUUGUGGUCCUGUCUCUUCUUGUGCUCUUUUAGACAUCGCAGCCAUUUUGUGUUUUGCUGUGCCUUCAAGGAAGCCAUUUUGUGACUGGCACCCAAGGCAUUUAUGAACAUUCCAAAUGUUUCCACUGGCCAUAAUGGGUUGGUGUCUGGAGCCUUAGGGGAUUUUUUUCUGACUCUUUAAAGCUACAUUGUUUUGAUAUACCCAGUGAUAUAUUGAGAAAGCAAACUUUAUUACAGCUUGGCACACAUUUACCUUUGUGGUGGGCACCAUUUUAUAACCCCUAUUAUUACUUUUUUAAAAGGUAUCUUUGAAUUAAUGCUAAAAAGCUUAUAGAUUACAGUACUGCUUAACUGAAAGGGUAUGAUAGCACUGUGACAUUAGAAGUCUAAGGACUUUUUUCCACAGUGAAGAGAAAAGCAGCAUAAGAUAGAGGAUUUUUAGUGGGAAAAUGGCCAGAUCCAAUAGAAGUUCCUACUUCACCUUUGCUAAAACUUGAAACAUUUUGAAUCAAUGUAUCAUUAUUAAAAGAUAUAAUUGGGAGUAUCUGUAGCUAGACUUUUCAAACUUUAGAUCUGAUUCUCAAAAAAAUGUAUUCUUUGCAAGAUUAAAAAGCUUAUAUAAGUAAAGAACUGUCAAAUUUCAGAUAUAUACCUACCAUCAAAAAUCAAUGUAAUUUGAUUACCUAUUCAUUUCUCUAUAGGGUUCGAAAGUUUAGCCAGUGAUGAUCAGAUUGCAUUGCUGAAAGGCUCCACAAUUGAAACAAUGUUUUUACGUUCUGCCCAGAUAUACAAUGAGCAAGGGAUUGAAUGCCAGUCAUCAUUCCAUGAAAGUAAGUUAUGUUAGCAUUAGAUGAACUUAAUAAAUUCAUGCGUAUAUGUGCUUGCCAUGAUCACUUCACUAUAUGCAUUUGAUGAGGUGGGAUAUGGCUUACCCUAAGGCCUUUCCCAAAUAUGACCUUCCCUUGGGAUAAAUGGUUCUUUCUUCUCACUUUAUCAAAUGAGACAUUGUGACACAAAUUUAAAAAUAUGAUAAUCAUAAGGUAACUUUAAAAGGGAAAAUCUGCUCUUAUAGACUUUCAUUUCCCUUGCUCUAGGUCAAGUAAAAUUUUCUGCCAAUGCUAUAUGUGCUCAAGAUAAAAGUACUUACUUAGGACUGUCUCAUACUGAAGAAUGCCCAACAUCAACUACUACAACAGGUAACUGAGCUGUCCCACAAAUAUACUUUUAGUAAAUUUUUAAAUCAUUGCUUACUGGAUUACUGAGUUUUUAAUAGCAAGAUACAUUUGAUUUUCAGCCAGAAUACCUCUUUGACUAUCUAUUUUGUUGAUUAGACUGCUGAAUAGACUAUCAAUCUUGUUGAUUAGUCACUUUAGACUGCAUUUCUUGAAUGUUCUAGAUUCAUCUCUCUGCACCCUGACAUCUGUGACUUCUUCCACUAAUAUAUUUAAAUGCCUGAUAAAACUUAAUUCUGCACCCUGGUAUUUUCUUGCACAUUAAUAUUUUAUCUCCACUCCCUUUCCUCUGAGUGGCUGGACCUAAAAUCUUAUAUGUAUCUUAUAUAUGCUAUCUAACCUUAAAAAUAGGACAAUUAUAUGUUGUCUAGCUACCAUCUGAUAUCUUCUGGUUUUUUUCCAGGUAUCACUGAGGAGUUUAUCACUGCACUAUUUUAUUUCUACAGGAGCAUGGGAGAACUCAAUGUGACAGAGAGAGAGUAUGCAUUGCUUGUUGCAACAACUGUGUUUUUUUCAGGUAUAUAGAGCAACUACACACAGUGUUCAAAUACUAAAACUGAAUAGUGUCAAAGAAGAUUAUAUCAAAGUAUUUAUACUUUCAAGGUUUAAUAUCUUGGUUGUAAGUCCCAUUGAUUGCAAUUGAACUUACAUGUUAGUAAAUCUGCACUGAUCUGCUUAAGAGGAUCCUCUGGGGGUACACAGAGGGUUGCAGGGGCAGAAGAAAGCAGAAUUUUGUUUCACAGGUGGUUGGACGGAGGUGGAUACCACCUACGGAAAUUAAUGGCAUUUACCCCCUGGUAAAGGGGCAUAGGAUUGCAGCAUUACCUAGAAAUAAGCACUAAUAAACUUCAAAGGACAAUUCCGAGUAGCUAGACAGAAGAUUGUGCUAUCAGAUCCUGAUCAUUUUUAGGGCUAAAAAUAAUUUUUUACAGAAAUAUUUUACAUAAGUGCAAGCUCAUGGGGAUCGGAAAUAACUUAACACUCAAUAUUUUUAUGGCAUCAUGACCAUAUUGGGAGAAUAUAUGUUUGAGUUCUGCAUAGCAUCAUGUAAUUUUAAUUUUCCUUUUUUUUUCAGAUCGUCCACUCCUAAAAAACAAACAACAUGUGGAGAGACUCCAGGAACCCUUUUUAGGAAUUCUGUACAAGUAUUCAAAGAUAUAUCACCCUGAAGAACCACAACAUUUUGCCCGUCUCAUAGGGCGACUCACUGAACUCAGAACCCUCAAUCAUAACCACUCAGAAAUCCUAAUAACCUUGAGAACAAGGGAUCCUAAGCGGAUACCUGUACUUUGUGAAAUAUGGGACUUGCAUUAAACAAUCUGCCAAUUACUUAAGUUGUUACACAGGACUAUUUUUUCCUCAAAAUAUGCUCUUUCCCAAUUGUUGUGCUUGUAUUUAAAAAAAUCCCAUUUAUGUUAAAUGGCUAUAUUCUUUUUUUAAAAAAAAAAAUACUGUGCUGCAAAACCUAGAUAGAUCAGUUGGUGAGAGGAUUGAAAAUACCAUUUGUGUUAUAAACACACACACUUUUGUUGCAGUUGAAAAGGUAUCAGAGCAUGUAUAACCUAUAUAACAUUAUUGCCACAAUUGCAAGGGUAUCUGGAAGACAAGCUUAAAAUGGUAUGGAUCAGGUUCUUUACAUGUGCUGUUUGACACCUCUAGAAAGUAUAUCUUUCUUUGCCCAGGAAGGUUUUAAAUGAGUGGGAGAACAGUUGACAGCAGAAAAAUCCUUUAUAUAGGACAGCACACAGAAGACUAUGGGAAGUUGAGCAGGGAACUGGAUCCCUGGCCUCUCAAGCCUACACAUAUGUAAGCUCUGAUGGUCCAUAAGAAAUCUAUUAUGGCUUAGAUGGAUACUGCAACUAUUAUGACCACAUAACUUUCUCAGUGACUUGAAGUGGAUCCUGGUGCUUCUGUUGUAAACACGUACAUGUCUCCAAACCACAUUAUUCACAUCACAACACUCACCAUCUUGUUUGUCAAAGUUAUAAGCAAUUAAACAUUAAAGUUAACUAAUAACCAUUAGAAAACAAAAUAAUGAAAUGAUCGGUUAUGUAAUUAGUAUAUCACACAAUUUUGAAAAAGAGUAGUAAAUUAUAAUCACCCAGGAUAGCUGGUAACCCACAAACUGAUUAUAGUUAAUUGAUUAUAGUUUAGACCAAAAUUUUAAUAAUUUGGUAGUUAUAUCUUUUUAUUUACUUGCCAGUUCUAGUUGAGGAACAGCCAGAAUAACCAGUACUAAGUCCAGAUGUCUGUCCUUGAUUAAAUUUUUCAGUAACAACAGUUACAGGAUGCACUGGAAAGAUAACUCACUAUAUCUGCUAUUAUUUUAUGUAUUUCCCCCCUUUAGAUGAAGCAAUGGUAAUUUAGUUUGAUGGAUGUUCAAUUAGUGAAACCCCAUGCAUGUUUGAAUUCUUUGUUUACAAUUUGCUACAUAAUAUGGUUCAACAUUAUCAUCUGUUUUUGUGGACAUCUCUUCACAGCUUCAGUUCUUUUGCUAAAUAUAAACCAUAAUGAACCAGUUUUGCUUUAGUCUUCUUGAAACUUAAAUAAGUUGCAGUAUUUUUUUCCUGAAUGCUUAUAAACAAACCUUUAAAACUGUGAAUUUGUUGAUGUACAGUGCCUUUGCUGCUAUGGAUCAAAAUCAAAAGAACUCUGUAGCUAAACCUUUAUUGUGUAAGUAGAAAUUUACUUAAUUUCAUACUAGAAGUGAGUUAAUGCUACAAGUUGAAAUGGAAUGUUCACUGAAUUUCCAAAUGUAGUAGCAAACGUUUGAAACAGAUUUCAGCUAUCAGUUUCAAAAUAUAAGUUCCUGAUAUUAGAACAAUAUUUUAAAAACAUGGCUUAAAAUCUCAGCAUUUUUAUAUUAUGUUAUUUUUGCAUUUUAAAAUUAUUUUUCAUACCUAAAAUAUAAUGUAAAUAACUUAUCUGAAUAUAUAGUUAAUAUUUUAAUAUGUGAAAUAUUUUGUAUAGUCUAUAUUUUUCAGAUAUAUAUUUAAGUGUAAUAAAUGCACUAUCAAUCUGGUAUUCUGCAGCAAGAUAGUUGUUUUUUGUAUAUAUCAUUAGUCAUCCAACAUGAUGGUCCUUUGCUUUAAAGUCAGAACAUGCUUUGUUAAAAAUCUGAAGAAAACGAUACCAAAGAAUUAUAGAAAUGAAACUGAAAAGAAAAUUAAGACCACAACCAUGACCCAAUUUUAUCAUAUGACCUUUGCCACAGAACUUUGCCAUAAAUAAAUGACUAAUUAAGCCUGG